AUGAAUGGGCAAAUUAAGCUGUCUUCUGUUGCCCAACUCCGAAACACAGAGUCACAUUUUGUCAGUACGAUGUUAUCCUAUGUAUUCACUCUACUGCUACUCUCCAAUGCCGUUGCAUCAAAAUCAAUAAUCAAGUCCCUACCUGGCUUCGACGGUAACCUUCCUUUCGUACUAGAAACUGGGUAUAUUGGGGUGGGAGAGUUGGAAGAAGUGCAGCUCUUCUACUACUUCAUUGAGUCUGAGAGGUGCCCAAAAGAUGACCCUCUUGUGCUUUGGCUCACUGGUGGCCCUGGAUGUUCUGCACUCUCCGGUCUUAUAUAUGAGAUCGGUCCAUUAUCAUUUGAUUAUGCAAAAUCCAGUGGGGGAAACAAACCUGUUUUUGAAUUGAACCCGUAUUCCUGGACCAAGAUUGCCAACAUAAUAUUUUUAGAUGCACCUGUUGGUACCGGAUUUUCCUACUCAACAACAUGGCAAGGCUACCAUGUUAGCGAUACAACAUCAACUGCAGAAACUUACGAGUUCUUAAGAAAGUGGCUUAUGGAUCACCCUAAGUCUCUUACGAAUCCACUCUAUAUUGCUGGGGACUCCUAUUCAGGCAUCGUCGUACCUAUCAUCGUCCAGGAGAUUUCUGAUGGAAACAAAUUGGGACAUCAGCCAAUAAUGAACCUCAACGGUUAUGUGCUUGGAAACCCAGUUACCGAUGAUGAGAUUGACACCAAUUCAGUAGUUCCUUUUGCUCACCUAAAAGCACUUAUAUCCGAUAAACUCUUUGAGUCCUUCAAGAAAAAUUGCAAGGGUGAGUACUUAAAUCCAAAUCAAAGCAAUGCAUCAUGUAUGGAAGAUAUACUAGCCAUCAAGGCGUGCAUUGGAAAAGUUUUUACUGGACAAAUACUGGAACCUUUGUGUAAGGAAGCAUCUCCAAAACCAAAGGUAUCAAAAUGGGAUCCAAUGCUUCUCAUAGAUGAUGACAGUGAUAUUCUGCUAUUAAGUCCCCAUAUUCCUCGACCAUGGUGCCGGCAUUACAAUUAUGUAUACAUCUAUAUUUGGGCUAAUGACAAAACUGUUCGAGAUGCUCUUCAUAUUCGCAAGGGAACCAAAAAGGAUUGGAAAAGAUGUAACAAGACCCUUUCCUAUUUGAAAAAUGUCGCAAGUGCCGUUGAUUACCAUCGAAACUUGACCAAGAAACCAUAUCGAGCUCUAGUUUACAGUGGCGAUCAUGACAUGACUAUCCCAUAUAUUGGUACACAUGAAUGGAUCGAAUCUCUGAAUUUGACGGUUAAGGAUGAUUGGGAACCGUGGUUUGUUGAUGGUCAAGUCGCAGGAUACGCAAUGCUGUAUGCAUACAACGCAUACGAUUUGACAUUUGCAACAGUAAAGGGAGGGGGUCACACAGCUCCAGAAUAUAGGCCUAGGCAGUGUCUCGCCAUGAUUGAUCGGUGGGGUACCAGUUACACUACUUGUGCCUUGGGAAGAAAACAUGACAAUGAUACCUACCAGCUAGUCAAUGUUUUCUCCUGGCAGAUGAAUGGGCAAAUUAAGCUGUCUUCUGUUGCCCAACUCCGAAACACAGAGUCACAUUUUGUCAGUACGAUGUUAUCCUAUGUAUUCACUCUACUGCUACUCUCCAAUGCCGUUGCAUCAAAAUCAAUAAUCAAGUCCCUACCUGGCUUCGACGGUAAACUUCCUUUCGUACUAGAAACUGGGUAUAUUGGGGUGGGAGAGUUGGAAGAAGUGCAGCUAUUCUACUACUUCAUUGAGUCUGAGAGGAGCCCAAAAGAUGACCCUCUUAUGCUUUGGCUCACUGGUGGCCCUGGAUGUUCUGCACUCUCCGGUCUUAUAUAUGAGAUCGGUCCAUUAUCAUUUGAUUAUGCAAAAUCCAGUGGCGAAAACAAACCUGUUUUUGAAUUGAACCCGUAUUCCUGGACCAAGAUUGCCAACAUAAUAUUUUUAGAUGCACCUGUUGGUACCGGAUUUUCCUACUCAAAAACAUGGCAAGGCUACCAUGUUAGUGAUACAACAUCAACUGCAGAAACUUAUGAGUUCUUAAGAAAGUGGCUUAUGAAUCACCGAAAGUUUCUUACGAAUCCACUCUAUAUUGCUGGGGACUCCUAUUCAGGCAUCGUCGUACCUAUCAUCGUCCAAGAGAUUUCUGAUGGAAAUAAAUUAGGACAUCAGCCAAUAAUGAACCUCAAAGGUUAUGUGCUUGGAAACCCAGAAACGGAUGAUGAGAUUGACACCAAUUCAGUAGUUCCUUUUGCUCACCGAAAAGCACUUAUAUCAGAUAAACUCUAUGAGUCCUUCGAGAAAAAUUGCAAGGGUGAGUACUUAAAUCCAAAUCAAAGCAAUGCAUCAUGUAUGGAAGACAUACUAGCCAUCAAGGAGUGCAUUGGAAAAGUUAAUAAUCCACAAAUACUGGAACCUUUAUGUAAGGCCGCAUCUCCAAAACCAAAGGCAUCAAAAUGGGAUCCAAUGCUUCUCACGGAUGAUGACAGUGAUAUUCUGCUAUUAAGUCCCCAUAUUCCUCGACCAUGGUGCCGGAGUUACGAUUAUGUAUACAUCUAUAUUUGGGCUAAUGACAAAACUGUUCGAGAUGCUCUUCAUAUUCGCAAGGGAACCAAAAAGGAUUGGAAAAGAUGUAAUUUGACCCUUUCAUAUGUGUACAAUUUCGCAAGUACCGUUGAUUACCAUCGGAACUUGACCAAAAAACCAUAUCGAGCUCUUGUUUACAGUGGCGAUCAUGACAUGGUUAUCCCAUAUGUUGGUACACAUGAAUGGAUCGAAUCUCUGAAUUUGACGAUUAAGGAUGAUUGGGAACCGUGGUUUGUUGAUGGUCAAGUCGCAGGAUACUCAAUACUGUAUGAAAAGAAUUCGUACGAUGGCAUUACAUACGAUUUGACAUUUGCAACGGUAAAGAAACUAAAAUAA
Messenger RNA from Dovyalis caffra, 2925 nucleotides. NCBI's taxonomy places the organism in Eukaryota, Viridiplantae, Streptophyta, Magnoliopsida, Malpighiales, Salicaceae. The record is from the annotation of a GenBank genome assembly.